Molecule: messenger RNA, 4498 nt
Organism: Hypomesus transpacificus
Lineage: Eukaryota; Metazoa; Chordata; Actinopteri; Osmeriformes; Osmeridae
Product: multiple epidermal growth factor-like domains protein 11
Exons: 25
Coding region: 226-3636 (1136 amino acids)
Cellular component (GO): membrane
Molecular function (GO): protein binding
Source: RefSeq, a predicted model, not a curated record
GUGAACAAGACCGACGAGCAACGAUUAUGAUUUUUGUUUAAUAAUAAAUGUCCCGUUCUCUAUAGCAUAGAAACAUAGGUCAACUAACUUUUGAAACCAAGACCAGUCUUUGAUUCCAGACACCGUGGAGAGAAGUGUGGCCAGGCUGGACUGAAGAGUGUCCCGAACAGAGCCUAAAUGGGCAACCAUAGUCGAUGAAGAAAGUUGAAAGUUGAAAGUUGAGGUAUGGCAGCAGGUGGAUGGUGCCACUGUGCCUGGGCGGGUCUUCUCAGCCUGCUUGUGUUCAGCUGGGGUGCCUGGACCCUCAACCCGGAUGACCCUAACGUGUGCAGCCAAUGGGAGAGCUAUGCAGUGACGGUGCAGGAGUCCUACUCCCACCCGUUUGACCAGGUCUACUACACUCGCUGCACUGACAUCCUCACCUGGUUCAAGUGCACCAGACACAGGACCAGUUACAAGACAGCGUACCGGCGGGGCGUGAGGACCAUGUACCGACGCCGCUCCCAGUGUUGCCCCGGCUUCUACGAAAGUGGAGAGCUGUGUGUUCCCAGGUGUACAGAGGAGUGUGCUCACGGCCGCUGUGUUUCUCCAGAUACCUGCCAGUGUGAGCCAGGCUGGGGGGGCAGGGACUGCUCCAGCGGCUGUGAGCAGGGCCUCUGGGGCCCCCACUGCAGUAACCGCUGCCAGUGUCGCCAUGGUGCCCAGUGCAGCCCCAUCACGGGGGCGUGUGUGUGCACAGAGGGCUACCAGGGCUGGCGCUGUGAGAACACCUGCCAGCCCGGUCGCUACGGUAAUGGCUGCCUGCUGGAGUGCCGCUGUCUGAACGGAGCCACGUGCCGGCACGACACCGGGCAGUGUGUGUGUGCUCCAGGGUACACUGGGCCCACCUGUGGUGAACCCUGUCCUGAUGGUAACCAUGGCGCCCAGUGUGAGCAGCGUUGUCCCUGUCAAAACGGUGGAACGUGCCAUCACGUGACUGGGGUGUGCUCCUGCCCCCCAGGCUGGAUGGGCCCAGUGUGUGCAGAGCCAUGUGCAUUUGGCAGCUAUGGUGUCAGCUGCAGCCAGCCGUGUUUGUGCCAGAACUCAGGCUUGUGUGACCAUAUCAGCGGACUCUGCCAGUGCAACGCUGGACACAGAGGAGACAGGUGUGAGGAGGAGUGUGUGUCCGGCUCCUUCGGCCCCCAGUGUGCUCUUCCGUGUGUUUGUCAGAACGGAGCAUCUUGCCACCCGGUGUCGGGGGCGUGUCUGUGUGACGAGGGCUUCCAGGGGCCCCGCUGUGAGGCCCGGCUCUGCCCCUCUGGUCUCUACGGACGCAGCUGCGACAGGUCCUGCCCCUGUAACCCCGACAACACCCUCAGCUGUCAUCCGUUGACGGGUGAGUGUUUGUGCUCUGCUGGGUGGGCGGGGCUUCACUGCAACGAGACCUGCUCUUCUGGUUACCACGGCCAUGGCUGCAAGGAGCCAUGCGACUGUGCAAACGGUUCGGGCUGCAACAGCAUCACCGGGGCCUGCAUCUGUGCUCCUGGACGCACGAGUGAGGACUGCUCCGCCCGCUGUCCGGACGGUCUGUAUGGGAUGAACUGCAGCCACCUCUCCUCCUGCUCACAUGUAGAUGGCUCCUGCAUCUGCACAGCAGGUUGGCAGGGUGUGGACUGCAGCCUAUCCUGUCCCAGUGGGACCUGGGGGCUGAGCUGUAACCAGACGUGUCUGUGUGCCAACGGCGCUGCAUGUGACCCCGUCACAGGCUCCUGUACCUGCAGCCCCGGCUGGAGGGACCAGUACUGCCACAUCCCCUGUCCUGAUGGUACCUACGGGCAGGACUGCCGAGAGAACUGUGACUGUGUCCAUGCCGACAGUUGUGACCCUGUGAGUGGGACCUGUCACUGCCUGGCUGGCUGGACAGGAGUGCAGUGUGAGGCGGUGUGUGAGGGGGGCCGCUGGGGCUCCAACUGCUCCUCCAGGUGUGACUGUGGAGACGGAGGCUCCUGCUUCCCCCAGGAUGGCACGUGUGUGUGUGCUCCUGGGUACCGAGGCUCCUCCUGCCAGCGCAAAUGUUCUCAAGGGUUCUACGGCCAGCACUGCAGCCUGACCUGCCCCCCGUGUCUCCAUAGCGACGGGCCAUGCCACCACACCAGCGGACUCUGCCAGUGUCUCCCUGGAUACACCGGCUCCCUCUGCAUCCAAGUGUGUCCAAGUGGCAGGUUUGGGAAGGACUGUGCUGAGGUGUGUGUGUGCACCAACAACAGUACCUGCAACCCCAUCGAUGGAUCUUGCCAGUGCUACCCUGGCUGGCUUGGAGAAGACUGCUCCCAAGCGUGUCCUGCCGGCUCCUGGGGACCCGACUGCGUCCACAUGUGUAGCUGCCACAACGAGGCCCAAUGCAGCACUGCAGACGGACACUGCAGCUGUAGCGCAGGCUGGAAUGGACCGUACUGCUCCCAGCGUUGUCCCCCUGGUUUCUAUGGGGAUGCAUGUGCCCAGGCAUGUCACUGCCAGAAUGGAGCUGUCUGCCACCACAUCAGCGGAGUCUGCUCCUGCAAAACCGGAUUCAUAGGACCCAGCUGUGAACAGAAGUGUCCACUGGGACUGUUUGGUUAUGGCUGCCAGCAGCUGUGUGAGUGUAUGAACAAUGCCAGCUGUGACUACGUGACCGGGACCUGCUACUGCAGCACCGGCUACAAAGGCAUCCGCUGUGACCAGGCCGCUGUGUGGAUGGAGGAGCUGAACCCGUACACCAAGAUCAGUCCUGCGCUGGUGUCGGCCCGCCGGUCUGUAGGCGCUGUGCUGGGGGUCAUCUUCCUCCUGCUCCUCAUCCUCACCUCGCUGGCUCUGGCCGUGUGGCGACGUCACCGCCGUCAGGAAAAGGAACACACAGCCUGCGUCUCCUACACGCCCACCCAGCCAGGAGACACGGAGCAGCCCUCCUCUGGUGUGUCCCCCAGCAGGAGCCUGGCUAGCUGCUCCAACCCCGGCUACCUGACUCUGGGCGCCUGCUCGUACGCGGGCCACUACACUCGGCCCGACAAGAAGACGUCUGCCAAGGUGAAGACUAAGAGAAGGUACCGGAACAGUGCCCCAGAGUGGGGAGCUUACUACAACCUGAACGAGAUGGGUGUUUACUGUUUGGACAGACGGUACAGCUACCAUGUAGAGCAGUGCUACAAAGACUACAUGAAGGGCUCCGUGUCCAGCUCGUGCUCCCAGGGCAGUGAGAACCCCUACGCCACCAUCCCUGAGUCCGCCGCCCGGCCCUCAGAGAGCAGCUACGUGGAGAUGAAGUCUCCUGUCCACCACUUGCACCACCCAGACCUAUCCUGCUGCUCCUCCACUGUGGUCACCAACCCUGCCCUCGCCCUCACCCACCCUGCCCUCACCCACCCUGCCCUCACCCACCCUGCCCUCACCUAUGCUAACACCUCUAAACCUGCUGCAACUAGCAGAAACAUCUACAACCAGGAGCCGUCCGUCGCCAUCCUCCACCGGGCCGGUGGCUUGGUGGCAGCCGGCUACCUCCAGAGCCCCUAUGACCUGCCGAGGAACAGCCACAUCCCUGCCCACUACGACCUGCUGCCUGUACGCUUCAGCCCUGCACACAGCCCUCCUCUGCCUACAGACUCCUCUAGCUCUGUGCUAUAGAGCACUCUGUUUUUGACCCAAAAUGGCUUCUACUAAUUUAUGCAACUGAGGACUGACUUUGUCACCUUGGUGGCAACGUUGGUACCAAACUAUUUAACACUUUUUAUUUACUUCUGGUGGUCUGGAGAAUUUACCAAAAGGUGACGUGAAAGACAUUUGUUCAACUCCUGGAGGUUUGUGUUGGGCACUCCAGCACUUCUUAGCAUGGUAUGGCGGGAAGACUGUGGACCAUGACGAGGGACAUCAAGAGACAGAUGUUGUGAUGAUGUCGUUACGCUCAGAAUUGUCAUGCCUGAUUUCUAACUCAAACACAUUUGUGUGCAGCUCUUUAAUUGAACUCCAAUAUGAACUAGCCAAUCAGAAGCAAGGAAUGCCUGAUGCCGCUACAUGUCCUGGAGCAGAAAUUCGACAAAUGCAGACAUAAACCCUGCAUCAUUAGGGAUCAGCAUUACCUCUGCCCUGCAUCAUUAGGUAUCAACAUGACCUCUGCGUGUCUGUCUGUGACCCGAAAGAACACACGCUGUUCUUCUAGUUCUGGUAUUUAUACAUUAUCUUAUUUUGUGUUUACUUUGCAUGUUUAAGAUCAAAACUGUCCUGUAAUGCCUUUUGGCAGACACAAUCUUUUGUAUUUGUUAAGUUGAGAGAAAUGUAACAAUUAUAUUACUGUGCAGUAGUUAUGUGAUUUGUUAGGACGUAAAGCUCAUGUGCAUGCGUGCCAGAUUAUAAAUCUGUUUAGUAGUUUAUGGAGCAAUUCCGUCAUUGCUCCAUGUAUCAUUUGUAAAAACAGACUUUAUAUUCAGCCUAACCCUUUAAAGAUCCCAUGACAUGCUGUUUUUGGAUGCUUUUAUAUAGGCCUUAGUGG